AUGAGCUCCUCAAUCAUGAAAACCCUUCAGAUUCGUAAACCCGCUUCUCUCCCCGUGUCUUCCACCACCACCGCCGACGCUAACGAACCGGGUCUUCUCCGCCGUCGUCUCUCUUCCCUCUCCUUGAAUCUCUCUCGUAACCAGCCUUCCACUGAUGAUUUACACAGAUCCAAAUCUGUCUCUGCCAUGGGAGAGCAAAGAGGUAGUAGCUCUGUGAAAGAAUGGUGGGAAUGGAGUUGGUCAUUGAUUCUCCUGAAGAAACUACCAGUCUUCUUCACGGAUCUUGAGUUUAACGAGAACCAAACCAAGUCAUCGUUGGGGAAUCAACAGAGAGGCGGCUUUGCUCAAGUGUUCUUCAGGCUCCGAUCUGAGAUCCGCCGUCUCCUCCGUACUUCAUCCUCCGACUCUCUCCCUCUCUCCUGCAAUCGAUGAAGUGGCAAUCUUGGUUGUGUGGUCCAUCUACUCAUAUUCUUUAUCAGUCAUGCUCAUGGAAUGUUUACACUUUGGUGUGUGUUAGCCCAUUUACUCAUAUAUUCUUUAUAAAGCAAAGAUGUCCUUCAUAUGUUCUUACUUCCAAUGUGAUUGAUGAAGUUAUUUGCUGUAAUUCCUAGAUUUCAUUAUUUUUUAUAACAUUUUUUUUUGUUGUGAAGUUUAUUAUUUCAUUUGUUUUGUACUAAAAGCUAUGCAAUUAAACGUUAACCGUUGUUUAUUAA
Messenger RNA from Brassica napus (rape), 713 nucleotides. RefSeq lists its product as uncharacterized. The transcript has a single exon. Bases 1 to 432 code for a protein of 143 amino acids. NCBI's taxonomy places the organism in Eukaryota, Viridiplantae, Streptophyta, Magnoliopsida, Brassicales, Brassicaceae. The record is from RefSeq and is a predicted model, not a curated record.